Molecule: messenger RNA, 4094 nt
Organism: Nerophis lumbriciformis (worm pipefish)
Lineage: Eukaryota; Metazoa; Chordata; Actinopteri; Syngnathiformes; Syngnathidae
Gene: tecpr1b
Product: tectonin beta-propeller repeat containing 1b
Cellular component (GO): membrane
Source: RefSeq, a predicted model, not a curated record
GUCCCGCCUUUUUCCUGUGUAUCAGCCAAUCAGAGCAGAGCCUGCCUCCACUUCCGGUGUGGGACGCAGAGUUGUAAGCGGCAUUCCGCUGCUCCACUGUGGAAAAUGUUUGAGUGACUUGACGUGGACUGCGUGUGGUCACUUAAUGACACGGCUACACAUAAUGUUCCGCAUGAGACGGCAGGUACCAGCUGGUGCACCUGAUGCCGCGAUGCGUCUCGCCGUAUUCCCCUGACAACCGGCGUAUCGGACACCAACAUUCGGCGACCACCAUGUCCAUCACCCUGCUGUGGGCCGUGGACGUGUACGGUAGGGUAUACAGCGUCUCCACCGCCGGCCAGCGUUGGGAGCGUGCCGACGACGCGCUUCUGGAGCUUAAACGCGUCACCGCCGGGAAGGGGCGCUGCUGGGGCAUCGGGUGUGACCACCACGUUUACCUCAACAUGAUGCCCCACGAGACACCCAUCCGCUACAGAGAGGAGACCUAUGAAAACCAGAGGUGGAACCCCGUGGACGGCUUCACGGAUACGCUGCUGCCCACCGACCGCUGGUCCUGGAGCGACGUGAUGGGCAUGAACCCUCAGUCGCUCCAAGGCUUCCAGUUGCCGUCUCGCAGCUGGGAGUGGGAAGGAGACUGGUAUGUGGACCAGAGCUGUGGAGGAGAACCAAGCCAGACUGGGGGCUGGGAGUAUGCCGUUGACUUCCCUGCUAACUUCUCUCCUGACAAAAAGUGGAACUCUUGCGUGCGUCGUCGACGCUGGAUACGCUACAGGAGAUACAUAGCACAAGGCUCCUGGGCAAAGAUCCCCAUGGACCAUCCCUGGAAGGCUCCCCUGCCUCUCUGUGACAUCAGCUGUGGCGGCUGGGAGAUGAGUGAUGAGUCUGGCAGGUAUCCUUACCUGUGGGCUGUGUCUCAACAAGGACAGGUGUGGUUUAGGGAGGGCAUCCACCCUCGGGUCCCAGAGGGCACCAGCUGGGAGGAGGUAGAUGUGCCCCAAGAGGUGGCCCAGUUAUCACUCGGACCGAGAGACCUGCUGUGGGCUGUACUGUGGGAUGGGAACCUUAUGGUCCGAACGGGUCUCAGCCUGGACAACCCGAUUGGCACAUCAUGGGUGGAGUUGGCCUCGCCCGCAAAGGAAGUAGAAACCCUUCACGUCACUGUAGGGGUCAGUGUCGUCUGGGUGGUAACUAAGGACUACAAGGUGUGGUUCCGGCGGGGUGUCAAUUCCCAUAAUCCCUGCGGCUCGGGCUGGAUCAGCAUAGGUGGCGAGAUGAUGAUGGUUGACGUGGGACUCAACGACCAGGUUUGGGCUGUGGGUGAGGAUCGCGGCCUGUAUUUCCGAAUGGGUGUAACGCCUUCGGAACCAAGUGGGAAUGGCUGGAUCCCUGUUUCUGCCCAGUGGGGCAACAGCAAAGAAGCUGCCCCUCCCAGUAACCAGCAGACAGAAGCCUCCAGAAGCUCCAUACUGAGCUGCACUGACUCCGGUUUAGAGCGAGGCCCGACUGAGCCCCCAAACAGCACCCCAGUCCUGGAGGCGGCGGACCCCUCGGUGGUACCCUUAGGGGGAUCUGACACAGCCCCUCAACGAAGAGAGGACACUCCCGCAGCUCCCAAAUCUCUCAUCCCUGCGAGCGACAGCUUCAUUAACAGUCUCGUGUCGGACCGCGACAAAACAUCUACACUCCAACAGACCAUCGAACCUCAGGAGGAAGGGGGCCGGUUCUCCCCAGCACAGAUCCUCAUGAGCCCCGACGCUGCAGGACCCAUCACACCUUGGAGUAAUGUGGACCUGGAAGGGGCAGAGGCGUCCAGAAGCACACACGCCGCAGCAGGGGCUUGCUCAGGCAAUGACACUGCUGCUUACGGACUUGGUCUGGAUGGCUCGCACGGGAUCGGGGAGGAGGACGGCCCUGUUUGGGCUUGGAUCUCUGGAGGAGGCUGCAGUGUGGACGCUUCCUCUCAAAUCAGCUGGCUCAGCGCUACAGGUCCUCUGGUCAGCUCUUUGUCACUGACCCCAGUGCAGUCUUCAGCAUGGAGCGAGCAGGAGCACAAAGAUGAUAUCAACAAGAAACCUCUAGAAAGGAGCAACGUAAGGUCCAUAUGGGUGCGUAAAGGCACACUACGCUGGUGGAGAGACUGGAAACCUCAGCGCUGGUCGGAUGUGAGCGUGGCUUUGGAGCAGUCCACCAAAUCGGAUGGGAAGAAGGACAGCAUCUUUUUUGUUUACUACAUGCAAUAUGAUGAGAAAAAGUACCUUCACGUUUUCAUCAAUGAAGUGACAGCUCUGGUUCCGGUGAUACGGGACUGCCACUAUGCUUUUGCCGUGUAUACCGGCCAGAGGAGCAGACAGAGGUGUCCCCUGCUCCUGGCAGCUCUCACCGAACAGGACAUGAAUGACUGGUUGACUCUGUUGUCUGACUGUUGCUGCGAGUGUCGAGGGAUCACUGCUCCCCCGUCCAGACAUGCUUUGUGGUCCACGACGUCGAAAGGGGACAUUUUUGUCCAUGAGCCGUCCUUCUCCCUGGAGGCUGCCACUCACACACUGACAUGUGACCUCAUGUUCUGGCGCCAGGUCCCCGGUCACCUGCGCUGUGUAGAGUCUAACAGUCUGGGGCUGGUGUGGGGCAUCGGGUGGGAUGGCACUGCCUGGGUGUACGGUGGGCGUUGCGGGCAACAGGCCACCCCGGAUGCAGAUGCAGGUGACGUGCACCGGCAGACUGACGCCAGGAGCGUGCAAGUGUAUGAAAAUCAAAGAUGGAACCCAGUGACAGGCUACACAGACAAAGGACUUCCCACUGACCGCCCCAUGUGGAGUGACGAGAGUGGACUGAGGGAGUGCACCAAAGGCAACACACACCCACCCUCGCCUCAGUGGUCCUGGGUGUCAGAGUGGGCCGUGGACCAGACUGUGCCAGGAGGGACGGAUAAAGAAGGAUGGCAGUACGCUGCAGACUUUCCCACAACAUUCCAUGGACACAAAACCAUGAAGGACUUUGUACGGCGUAGACGAUGGUCAAGAAAGUGUAAGAUCACAUUGAGCGGACCGUGGCAGGAAGUCCCGCCCAUCCCUCUGAGUGACAUCUCUCUGAUGCCGUGCUUGGCUCACAGCAAGAUGGAGGAGGUCCCCCUGUGGGCCCUCAGCGACAAGGGGGGCGUGCUGUGUCGGCUUGGGGUCACCACUCAGAACCCCGCGGGCACCUCAUGGCUUCACGUGGGCACUGACCAGCCCUUUAAGUCCAUCUCCAUAGGCGGGGCCAAUCAAGUGUGGGCCAUCGCCAAGGAUGGCGCCGUUUUCUACAGGGGCUCUGUGUCCCCCCACAACCCUGCAGGUGAGUGCUGGUACCACAUCCCCUCCCCCUCCAGGCAGACCCUGAGACAAGUGUCAGUGGGCCGCACUUCCGUGUUUGCAGUGGAUGAAAACUGUAACCUUUGGUACAGACAAGGCCUCACGCCCAGCUACCCUCAGGGGUCCGCAUGGGAGCUCAUCUCCAACAACGUCACCAAGGUCUCUGUCGGCCCUCUUGACCAGAUGUGGAUCAUAGCAGACGGAAUGCCAGGCUUCCCUGCCGAGACCCCUGGAGCGCUUUGCCACCGACUAGGGGUGGGGCCUAUGCAGCCUAAAGGUCAACACUGGGACUACGGUCUAGGGGGAGGCUGGGAACACGUCAGCGUGAGGGCCAACUCAGUGGAGGCUCCUCGCACUCAGCACCCACUCCCACCUGGACCCUCACACAGCCCACAGCUUCCAAGCAGAGCCAAUGGGAACGCAAUGGUGGGUGUUUCCGUUUAAGCCCCGCCCUCUUUGUGUGUGCCCGGGUCCUCAUUAGACCACUUGGGGACUGAAGGCUGCACAAAGGCAACAUGAGGCAUUUAUGUACAUUGUUUUGUAUUUUUAAAGGGUUUGGUGUCGGCUUUCAUUCCGAACACAAAAGGGCACAAAACAUUUCUCCUUUGUGUGUAAGUUAUUUAAUAUAAGUCAGCAUGUUAUUGCUUUUAUUCAUUUCUUUGUCUCACUUGUGCACGUUUGUUUUUUUUUUCCAAAAAUGUGACAUAUGUAUGAAAGCUACAGAUAAAUUAUAAGCGGUGGUAAAAG